AUGUGGUGUAUCGUUGAUCUGACAAUCCACACCAUACCAUCCUUCAUUUUGCCACAGAUACUGUCACGUAGUGUUGUUCAGAGCGUGCUCUCAGUUGAACAGGCCGAGGGUGCCGGUGCCCGUGUGCGCCGGUCUAUUGGAGGUAGACAACUGCGCAACUUUGACCCGUUUCUAAUGCUGGAUGAGUUCAAGGUUAAGGCCCCCAAUGGCUUUCCCACGCAUCCACACUGGGGAUUUGAAACAGUCACGUACAUGCUCCAGGGGGCCGUUUCCCACGAAGACUUUGCCGGCCACCAGGGAGUUAUAUAUCCCGGCGAUUUGCAGUGGAUGACCGCGGGACGGGGGAUCAUGCACAGUGAGAAACCGUAUGGCACAGGGGAGUCAGCAGGUCUGCAACUGUGGGUGAACUUGGCGAAGGAGUACAGAAUGGUCAAGCCAGCGUGCCAAAUAUGGAUAUCUAUUUGUUGGUACGAACUUAGAAGCAAGGACAUAAGCAAAGUGGAGAAGGACGGUGUGCACAUAGCCGUCAUCGCAGGCAAGGCGAUGGAUGUGGAGAGUGUGGUGUACACACGCACCCCUACAAUGUACCUGGACGUCACAAUGCAGCCCGGAAGCAGCUACAGUCAGGCAAUCCCCAGUGAUAUAGCAUAUGUUUAG
Messenger RNA from Sphaeroforma arctica JP610, 657 nucleotides. RefSeq lists its product as hypothetical. Lineage: Eukaryota; Ichthyosporea; Ichthyophonida. Gene Ontology annotation, cellular component: nucleus. The transcript is spliced from 3 exons. Bases 1 to 657 code for a protein of 218 amino acids. The record is from RefSeq and is a predicted model, not a curated record. Gene Ontology annotation, molecular function: quercetin 2,3-dioxygenase activity. Gene Ontology annotation, biological process: monocyte differentiation.